Messenger RNA from Ectocarpus siliculosus, 3144 nucleotides. NCBI's taxonomy places the organism in Eukaryota, Phaeophyceae, Ectocarpales, Ectocarpaceae. The record is from the annotation of a GenBank genome assembly.
AUGGCCAACGCGAGCGAGGGCGAAUCGGGAAACGAGGCGUUCGCGAGGAAGCUGGCCGAGAUCCUGACGACGGAGAGCACGGCGACGAUCAGCUGGAACGCGAAUGGAUCCGCCUUUCAAGUCCACGACGUGGAGCGCUUCAGCGAGGACAUCCUCACCAAGUACUACCGGCACUCCAAGUUCUCGUCCUUCCAGCGCCAGCUCAACCUCUACUCCUUCCGCAAGAUCGUCAAGGGCGCGGACGCCGGCGGCUACGCGCACCCCAUGUUCCGGCGCGACAGGCCUGACGACCUCUACCACGUCCGCCGCUCCAUCUCGGGUUCCGCUCGGUAUGAACCGGCCGCCGCAGCUGCGAAGGCCACCGCAAAGCGCAACGCCGCGGCUUCCAAGGCGGCCGCCCUGAAGCAGCAGGCGAGCGCCGCCGCCGCCGCCGCCCGGGGCGAGUGGUCCCCGCCCGCGCGCGUACACAAGUCCGGAGCGGCGGCGAGGAGGGUCGGGAAGUUGCGCAACAAGUCGUCGCCGGCCGGGAGCAACAGCAGCAGCAGAGGAGGAGACAAGCCCUCCUCCUACUCCGCCCGACUCGUUGCGGACCACCAGAGAGCGGGCGUUGCCACAGCAGCAGCAGCGGCGGCACCUGGAUCAGGGGGGGGGGGCGUAGGGAUUCCGGCCUCCUCGGCGGACGCGGCCGCUGGUUCCUCGGAUGCGGGGGAGAGAUCGCCGUGGACCUCCGGAGAGAGCAGCGACAGCGACGCUGCGGCCACUCUACCCCAGGCGGGGGUGUCAGCUGCUUCCGCGAGGAGAAAACAGCAGCUGCAGCAGCAGAGAAAACAACAAGCCCGCCGCGGCGACACUGCUGCUGCCGCCGCGACCGAUUCCUCAGGCGACGAGGCAUCGUCCUCGGAGGAUAGCGACGAAGACUGCGUAGGAAGGAGUCAUGAACAGCAGCAGCACGCGUUGGAGCGAGGAGGUCGGCUGGCGGAGAAACGGCAGCAGCAGGGGCGGAGGAGCUAUUCCCCCUCACUCCGGGACACAUCGGGCGAGGUGGCUGGAGAGUGCGGCAGGGGCGGGGGGGAGGGGACGCAGCAGCUGCGGGAUGGAGGAGAGGCACCCGCCGGUGCUGGCUCGGCCUCUCCCACGCGCAAGUCGUCGCCCUUCUCCUUUUUCAAGAAGUUCAGCUUCGUGGAGAGGCAGUCGAGCAGCGGCCACAACAGAAACAUGAGCACGUCGUCGAGCGUGGACAUGACGACUGCAGGCGCGCUCCCCUCCGAACGACCCGCCUCCUCCUCCGCUGGCGACGACGGCCCGAUCUCGCCGCUCAUGGUAGACACCUCGGCCGAGGCUCGCGCCGCGGCCUCUGGUGCCAGCCUGCGCGGCGUUCGCCCCCCGCCCGUAACGGUAACCGGCGGCGGGCAACGAAUACCGAUCGAUCCCAGCACCGCUGCCGGCAAUAAGGCGCUAACCUCGUCCCCGUUGACGCCGAAGUCGUCGUUGGAAGCGGCGGCGAUGGCGACGGCGGCGGCGGCGGCGGCGGCAUCGGCUAUGCCGCCGCCGCCCAAGCGAGAGCAGCGCGAGGAGCUGGGCCUCGUGGAGCAGCUGACGAACAUGGUGGAGGUGUUCGACAUCUGCGACCUCUUGAGGAAGGUCUCUACGUCGGGGUCUUCGCGGCUGGACAAGCACGGUGCCAUCAUGAAACCUUCCAGUGGUGGCGGCGGAGGCGGAGGGCCGCACCACCUCAGGAACAUGAGCGUAGACACGGACCAGGGGAUGCCGCAGUCUCCCCUCGGGGGGGGGCAGUCGCCCACCGGGCUGGGUAGUCUCGCUUCCAUGGAACUUGUGCGGGAUUCCAGCAAAGACUGGGACACCCUCAUGGCCGGGUCGGCGGAUGUCAGCGACCUUGGAAAUACCAUGGUGCAAAGCGUGGCAGAGUUCUUUUCCUUCUAAUCGUAGAACCAGGAGACUCCAUGCAAAGAAAAAAUAUCGUUGUUGCUGUCUGUUUGUCAAAGGCGGACGUACCCCUUUUUCUCUCUUUCUGGUCUUGGUUGUUCCGCCGCAUCGAGAGACGACGGGUAGGUUUUCUGUACUAAAAGCAGAGACGCGAGUGUUGCCUCUCGGGGUCGGUACGUGCGGGAGACACGUAUACCCUCUCCGUUGUGACAAGAAUCACGCCUCCUUUGAUAUUUUCGUGAAACAGCCGUCGAUCGCCGGCCGGGCGGUCUGUUGCCCACUAUCGUACUUUUCUUUUUCCGCGUUGUGGAGCACCGGCAGUUAUGUCUUUUUUUUUUAUUUGCUGUGCGUAUUCUUGUUUGUGUGUUGUGUUUGUUGGCUAUUUGUGUGCGUGAAGAUGUUCCCUUGCCCUUUCUUUUUUGGUCUCCUGGACGAGUGAUCUUGUAUCAGUAAGGAGACGGAACGGUGGCCACUGGGAUGAACCGUUCGUGUUUCCCUCUCUUCAGAGUAAGGGCUUGAGGGAAGGGCACGAUGAGGGGAUCAGGGUUAACCUCAGUAACGUUGCGCGUGUCCAUGCGAGGACAUGGUGGAACGCAGAGGGAUACUAAUCCGAGGCAGCGGGGAGUAUCAUGGCACACCCAGGUUGUUGUACGGGGGGGGGGGGGUUUCCAUGACCUUGUGUUGAGCGGAAUAGCUCAAGGCUGGUAUUGUCUAUUUGCUUGUGCUGUAUCGAGGAGGGGGGGGGGUAGAGAGACUCCAUCGCCGUGUCGUGCGAGUGGAUGGCCGGGUCAUUUCGACUAGUGUAUUUUUGUUCAUUUUUUUUUCGCCCGCCGCCACGUGUCAUGGGGAGCGAGGAAAGCGAGAAAGUCCCCCACCCCCCCCCUCCCUCGGGGUUGUCGCUCAACAGCCUAUCUGUCUUCCUUUGUGGUUCGGUUCGAAAAACGCGCCCGGGCCUAAGGAUUGACAUGCCCCCCGGACUAGUGCUGUGUGGAGGGCGCGGGGGGGGGGGGGGGAAUGUAAAAAAGGGGCUUUUUUUUUUAAACCCCCAAAGGAAAAGUGUGACCCCUUUUUCUGUUGCCCCCUUGUUUUUUUUAAUCCUUUUUUCCAGGGGGGGGGCCCAAAAAUGGAAGAAGCCCGGCAUGGGCUUCCAAAAACCCAAAAAAUUAAUAUGCCCCUCUUUUUCUAAAAAAAAAUUUUUUG